CUGUAUACUACGUUCCUUUCAGUAUAUUGGUGUGGUGUAAACCGUUAGGUGAAUCUGUUUUUUUGGUGCACAUUCGUUACUGAUCGAUACUUGUAAUGAAUUAUUGGCGCUCAUAAUGGAAAUUAUGUUGAAAGUUUGGGGUGUUAACAUGAUUUCACUCAAGUUUGCGCUAAACGACCAAAGAAGAAGCCAAUUAUAGAAAGAUACAAAACUACGAAGAGUAGAAAAAAAUCGUCUGAAACACGAAAUGUGGGAAGUGUUGCUUCUGCUAGUAGGCUUCGCAUCGCUUUCUCCGAGUCAAGGGAAAAGCCACAUUUCUGGAAAGAAAAUUUAUAUAGAACCUAGAAGCACUGAGGACAAGUCGCAGGAGCUCAGUGAGUCAUCAGCCCUCGACAGAAUCCUGAACAAAUGUCGCAACCAGAGCCCCGUCUUCUCCUGGAGGACAUUGACACUGUGCCUGAGGAAGUAUGGGAUGCUGUCGGGGAGAGAGCGAGGAGGAAAGGGCUCGAUGGAGAGGAACGGGAAAGCAAAGUGCGGGAAAACUUACAAGCUGAAGAGAGGAGCAAAAAGGACCUUCCGAGUCAAAGGAAAUGAGGACUUUUGCGAAGCUUUCUUUGAGCCAAGAGGUAAUGCGGAGCUACAGUUACUUUGCAGGCAAUUCGAUCUCUCCGACUGCGAGGAAGAAUACCUUACCGUUACUGACCAAGAAUCUCAGGAGAAGUUUUGUAAUAACGAAGGCCCUGAUAAGCGAAAGGGGCUAGAGACUGUGCGUCUUACGUAUCAAAAAGUCAGCGAAGUCACUGACAGGACAAAUAUCUUGUGUGUCGUCAGAGGUGUGAAGGUUUCUGGAGGAGGAGGAGGAGGAGGAGGAGGAGGAAGUAGCGGUGGAACACAGGCCUCUGGAUGUAAGCAAGUGUGUGGGAAGGCUCCGAAGAGCGCUGGGGCGACAAAGAUUGUGGGCGGACAAGCUUCGCAACCCGGAGAAUACCCUUGGAUGGUUCGUCUGUCUAUCAGGGUCGGUUUCUUAACCUACCUCUGCGGUGGGUCCAUCAUCACGUCACUCCAUAUCAUAACGGCAGCCCACUGUGUCGAUUAUAGGGCUCCUGAGGUAACGGUCGUGGCGGGCGAACACAACGUAGAAACUGAAGAUGAAGGCAUAACGCAAACCAUUGGUGCCAAGAAAGUCGCUAUGCACCCGAAGUUCGAUGCCACGACUUCGGCCAACGACAUAGCUGUAAUCACGCUGCAGUCGCCUCUCGAAUGGACCGACAACGUGGGACCCAUUUGCCUGCCGCCUGAUAAGACCUUCGGAAAUAGCGAGGCAGUCAUUGUAGGAUGGGGCUUGUUGGACAACCUGGAUUUGACACCUCCGGACGAACUCCAGGAAGCGGGGGUCACUGUGUUCGAUCAUGGGGAGUGUAAAAGCGCUCACGCUUUCUCAAACUUCCCUGUUACUGAUAAACAUAUUUGCGCUGCCGACCCUGGACAGAUCGCUUGCAGGGGCGAUUCCGGGGGACCUUUGAUGACGAAAGAAAACGGACUUUGGCUGUUGCUCGGAGUAACAAGUUUUGGGCCAGAGGACUGUUCGACAGAUGUUCCUGCCGUGUACACCCGCGUCUCUUCCUACAGUAAAUGGAUACUAAACAAACUCUCAAAGGGCUCCUGCUAAUGAUUCUGAAUUCUAGCGAGGAAUUUUGACUUACAAGACGAAAAAUCACAACCUCUGAUUAUUAUUUGUCAGAUGAAAACAUACGCCAAGGAAAAAAAAAAGAAAAAAAAAAACUUUCUUAAUUCUUGGACAUUUUAAAUAUUUAUUAUCAGUCUGUAUUCUAUCUGCAUGUACAAGUGUAUGUUGUGUUCACCUGUGUGUUCGUUGCAGAAUUGCACUACAAGCCAUUCUCACUGUAGAAUUCAAUAGUGCCAUUCUUUGUUUUUGAAUGGUUGGCAUAAUGGCUUUUGUCAGACAUUAGAAUUUUAAUUUUGAUUUGCUUGGACUUGAAAAAAACAAUGAAAAUUUGAUGGAGGAUAAGGAGAAAAUUACUGAUAAUCUCGUUAGGUGCCGAAGUCAUGAUCACUGGUUAUCACUGCGAAUAAUAAGUUAGAGAUUAAUGAACGUUGUUUUAUUUUACGUUGAUAUCAAUAAUUAUACUUAUAAAGAAAGAGAAAA
Molecule: messenger RNA, 2167 nt
Organism: Penaeus indicus
Lineage: Eukaryota; Metazoa; Arthropoda; Malacostraca; Decapoda; Penaeidae
Product: trypsin-3-like
Exons: 13
Coding region: 248-1669 (473 amino acids)
Biological process (GO): proteolysis
Molecular function (GO): serine-type endopeptidase activity
Source: RefSeq, a predicted model, not a curated record